AUAGUAAACUGACCGACAGACAGAACCAUGUGUUUUUAUCUUUAUUUUUAAAAUUUUUAUUUUCAGUUUUUUCUUUCGUUAUUUGUUUCAGUGAAUUUCUUUUUUCUUUUUACUGUAUAACAUACUGUAAUGUGAAAUGUGAAAUUAAGGAGAGAGAGUGUGUGUGCGUGCAGAAAGACGAGAGAUUCCUACCCACUUGCCUGCCAAUUGCUACGAGUGUCAUGGGUCCAUAUUUGUUUGCUUGUUGAUCUUAAAAUAAAGAAGAAAUAGAAACUAAAAACGUGGAGUUUUAGUGUCUUUACUUGUUCACAUCAGUACAGUACCACUUGCUUUCUGUUCAUUUUGAGCUUCAAGUUGGGUUCUUUUUGUUUGUGGCUUCAAUUACUGAAAGGUAGAGAAUUUGGAGUUGGCUUUGCUAUUCUUUCAGAAAUCUUUUUGUUUGGAGUUAGUUUUGCAGUUCUAGAAAUGGGUUACUGCUAAGAUGCACUUAAUAUAGAAGUCCAAUUAAAUAUUGGGGCUGAAGGGUUCAAGAUUAGGGGCUUUGGUUGUUUGCCUGUUUUGGAAGGAGGGAUUUCCUUCUGGAAGGGAGAAAUUGAGAAAGAAAUUUGUUUAUGUUUAUGAUCGAUAGAGGGAUAAUUCUAUUGAAGUAUUAGAAGUUUCAUUAAAACUCUUUGGUUUGUGUAGGUGGACUUAGUAGCCACAUUUGCCGGAAGCUAGCAUGGUGGUUUCAGCGUCUUUUUCUAGUACCUGAGAUUCUGGGUUUGUGAGAUGUUUGAUGGGAGUUUGAUAAUGUCCUUCCACUCAUUGAAUUAUCCAUCUCAUAGAUUUAACAAUGUAAAUACACAUAAAACCUCGUAUAAAGCAAGGUCGAACCUAGUUCAGGCUGUACCUCCGUCAUCAGUUAUCCUGCACACAGAUGAGAGUGGCAGAUUUCGUGGAUCUAAGAAGAGUUCUGGUUCAACAAGUGAUUCUUCUGAUUUGUUGCUUAAUCAAGCAAAUACAGUAGGUAUAAUAGGAGGGACAUCAGUGAACUGUGCUUUGAAUUUUUUGAAAAAACUAGUCCAGUGGAGUUCAGAAGAUGGGAAAGAUUCCCUUCCAUUUGUUCUCUGCUCCGAUCCAGUAUUAAAUAAGGAGCUUUUAUCACAUGAAAGAGAUUUUUUUCCUUCAAUUGGUAGGCAGAAGGAAUAUUCUAAAUUGGAUCACGCUCAAAUUGUGGAGAAUCUAAGGAGUAAAAGGGUUUUUCUCGAGAGAUCAGGAGCUCGCUGCAUAGUAAUGCCUUGUCAUAUUUCGCAUUCAUGGCAUGAACAGGUUUCAAAAGGAUGUUCUAUUCACUUUCUUCACAUGGGUGAAUGUGUUGCUAGGGAGCUUAAGGAAGCUAAGCUGAAGCCUCUGGAGGCUGGGAGCCCUUUACGGAUUGGGGUGUUAGCGGCCAAUGCCACAUUGACUGCAGGAUUCUAUCAAGAGAAGCUGCAGAGUGAGGGAUUUGAGGUUGUGUUGCCAGAUAAAGCAACCAUGGAACAUACCAUCAUUCCUGCAAUUGGAGCUUUAAACAGAAAAGACAUGGAAGGGGCCAGGAAUUUACUGAGAAUAGCACUCCAGGUUCUUCUGGUUAGAGCAGUGAACACUGUUAUCCUAGCCUCUGAUGAUAUGCGUGAUCUUUUGCCUCAGAAUGAUCCUCUUCUCAAGAAAUGUAUCGAUCCAAUGGAUGCUUUGGUUCGUGCAACUAUCAAGUGGGCAAAAGCUGCUGAGAAAGAUACAUAAUUGAUACAGAACAUGUGUAUUCUGAUUUUCAUGCUUCUCCAUUGAUACAAAAAUUUGCGGCUAUUAUUUUAGAAAUGAUCUACAAUUGUCGUCUUGCUAGGCGAAUGAAUCUAUUUAAAAUUGUUCCCUAGUAUCCUGUAUUAUACGUCAAAUACAUAUUUUUAUCAUUGAAAUUGUAUUGCACUUGUAUUAGAAAAGUGCUUAACAGGUACUGUAGAAAUUGAAAAUACAAAACGAAGCUUAUUUAGUUCUUGAUGAAGCCAAUAAAAAUGGAGUUCAUCAUUCAAAUUA
Molecule: messenger RNA, 2052 nt
Organism: Ricinus communis (castor bean)
Lineage: Eukaryota; Viridiplantae; Streptophyta; Magnoliopsida; Malpighiales; Euphorbiaceae
Exons: 2
Coding region: 769-1761 (330 amino acids)
Source: RefSeq, a predicted model, not a curated record